This is a messenger RNA of Arachis duranensis, 2132 nucleotides long. Its product is annotated as ankyrin repeat domain-containing protein EMB506, chloroplastic. Gene Ontology annotation, molecular function: protein binding; chloroplast targeting sequence receptor activity. Lineage: Eukaryota; Viridiplantae; Streptophyta; Magnoliopsida; Fabales; Fabaceae. Gene Ontology annotation, cellular component: chloroplast outer membrane. The transcript has 10 exons. Gene Ontology annotation, biological process: protein targeting to chloroplast. Bases 626 to 1606 code for a protein of 326 amino acids. The record is from RefSeq and is a predicted model, not a curated record.
CCCUUUCUCUCACUCUCUGAAACCUAAUCCUAAGCCCAGCCAGCCACCGUCACCGUCCCUCAUCGCCGAACUCUUCUCCUCCAGUAUAGGGUGCUGGCGGGACAAAGCGUGGGUGCCGUCUCACUCUUCUCAUCGCAGAACUCUUCGUAGUUCUCAUCGCUCCUCUUCUCGUCGCCGUCGCACGAGGACGCGUUAUCCGGUGGCGUCGCCGUCGCGAAGGUUGAUUGGUCAGUCAUCGUCUUUUCGAGCGCUCUCUCUCUGUGUGUCUGAGGCCAGCAUCCCUCCUCGAGCAUUCUGUUGCUCUCUGUCCGAGCUCACUUCCCCUUCUCCGUUGCCGUCACUUCCCAUUCCUCCAUCGCUGUCACUUGCCUUCCUCCUUCACCGCCACUUUUGCUUGAGGAAGCACUAACGGAUUCCGGCCACAGCAUUGCCGGAGGUGGUCCUCUUCCUCCGCUCUUGGCAGACUAUUAAGCACUGGUGGGAUUCUACGCUGCGUGAUAUUCUUGGAGUUCAAGAAUGCAUAUCUAAGCUAAGCAGGAUUUUACAUGAAUUAAAAGAUAUUAUGGAUGGGUUCAAAAGAAGACACGUGUAUGCAUAACAUGUUUAUGAUGUUGGAAAAACCAAAAUGGGCUCUGUGGCUACACCACUUCUGACUAUUCAAUUUCCUGCUGCUAUUACGGAAACCAUCAGGAACUCCAAAUUGGGUGCAAGUUUCAAUAAAAUCUGUAGAAGUACAGGAAAAGGAAUACUCAGUUUCUCUUUUGCUGGUGGCAACCGCAUAGUUGGGGUUAACUUUGCAAUCAAAGCAGGCAAAGGAGUAUCAAAUUUGAAAACUGGGGAACAAGAAGGAACUUGGGAGGAACCAGAUAUUGACAGUGACAGUGAAUCUGAUGGUGAAGAUGAGGAAGCUGAGGAUGAGAACCUUGGAUUUGAAAGCGAUUGGGAGGAGGAAGAAACAAAGACUUCAGCUACUACUGUUGCAAAUAUAAAAUCAACUGACACAAACGAGGAACAUGUUAAGAGAGAGAUUGAACAGCUUUUGGACCCAGAAGAAAGAGCAAUAUUGCAACAGAAUGUGACUCCUAACUUGGAAAAAAUAUCAACUGAAAAAUGGAUCCCUUUGCACACCCUUGCUCUGUCAAUGCAGAUGAGUUGCAUGGAUAAGCUUCUUGAAGAUGGUUUUGAUAUUGAUUUCAUUAAUAAGGCAAGUCUCACUGCACUUCAUAAGGCAAUUAUAGGCAAAAAAGAAGCUGUGAUAAGCCAUCUUUUAAGGAAAGGUGCAAGUCCUCAUGUGAAGGACAAGGUUGGAGCUACUCCACUUCAUUAUGCAGUUCAAGUUGGUGCCAAGCAAACUGUGAAAUUAUUAAUCAAGUAUAACGUCGAUGUCAAUGUUGCAGAUAAUGAAGGUUGGACUCCAUUGCACGUUGCCAUUCAAAGUAGAAACAGAGAUAUAGCAAAAAUUUUGUUAGUCAAUGGUGCAGAUAAAACAAGGAAGACUAAGAAUGGAAAGACAGCACUGGAUCUAUGCUUAUGUUAUGGAAAAGAUUUCAAAUCUUAUGAGCUUGCUCAAGUAGUGAAGGUAGUUCCAGCUGACAGUGCUCUAUGAUGCGCGAGACGCAGUCAAUCAGAAUGUGAUCGCGAUUGAAGUUUGAGUUGCGACAUAUCUUCUCUUAAUAACACUUAAAAAUCAUAGCAUUCCACCAUCUUUGGAGGUCCUAGAUCUCUCGACCUUGUUCAUGAGAGUCUCGAUGAAACCUUACUAAAUUGAUGAUUUUUGGAAUAUAUUUGGAGCAUAGCUCUAGUUGACAAAAUGGUGCUGUUGCGAUGCUGUCGAAAGCGAAAACCACCACAUUAUGCAGAGAUUGAAGUGCAGAUCCAGAGUUCCGAGAGAAAAUUACCGAAUUAUCUAAGAUGAGCUGUUCAAGUUCAAGCCACAUUGAUCUUUCUACUGGAUAAUUGUUUCAACUAAUACUGGGCGGGGGUGAAUUUUUUACUAUUAAUUCUAGCAACUAAAGGUUAAGUUUCUGUUCAUGUAAGUAUUGCCUUAUUGGUAGAUUGGUUAUAAACUUCAAAUGGGAAAUUCAUAUUUGAUUAAUGAUUUAAUUGAUUUGUUACUAUGUUUUAUUUGUUCA